AUGGGCUCUCUCGAGGGCUAUUCAAUCCGCCAAGAGGCUGCGCGUAUCUUCCACGAGGUGCUUCUUCGGGACGGUAGGCUGCAGAUACCUGCCGAAGUGGCAUUGAUCGCUCAAAAGACAUCCUUUGACGACACCGACACCAUGGACACGCCGUAUCUGCCCGUGCCAUACAAGUUCACCGAGUCUAGCGCCGCUCUCUGGGCGUUGGCUGCAACUUUUGGAAACCUCAUUGCUCAAGAUCGUUUCGGCGUUGAGCAAGGCGUCCGCGUCAAUACAGACGUGGCAAGCCUGUUCCUAAUGUCGGCGGGCUUAGCCAAAGUCGACGGCAAGGGUCUCAACGAUCCAUCAAUUGCUUCAAGAUACCUAAGAUAUGAUCUCGGCCGCUCUUUCGAUCCAUAUCGGCGGCUGUGCACAAACGUGUACCGUACGCGUGACCGUCGCUUCUUCCAUCUCCACGGUAGCAUGAAUGCGGACAAGUCCCUCACAAUGGUGAACCUGCCCUUGGAAAGGGAGAGCAUAGGGACUUACGCAGAUUUUGUCUUCACCUACGCCUUACGCAUGAUCGAACUGGAUUCCGACUGGCUUGAUGUAGAAGCUAAUCUCCACUGGCGUCAGGCAGGGACUGUUUGUCUUACCGAAGACGAGUUCAGGGCGAGCCCUCAGGGCCAGGCCAUUCGCGACGAUAGUAUCUACACUAUUACGCCCUUUGAUCAGGACACAAUUCCACCUGUUCCAUACCCUGAGGUCAAUGGCCCCGGCUUCAGGCCUCUUGAAGGUCUCAGAGUCCUGGAUAUUUCCCGUGUCAUAGCCGCUCCUACUAUAGGCAAGUUAGCAGCCUUGUUCGGUGCCACCGUCAUCCGCGUUUCUUGCACUUCCCAGCCCGACAUGGGCCCUAUCCUCCUCGAGGGUAACCUAGGCAAGAGAGAUGUGUCGAUCGAUCUCAAGUCAAGAGAAGGUCGCAAAACGCUGUGUGAUCUGCUUGAAACCACUGACGUUGUGAUUGACGGAUAUCGUCCAGGCGCUCUGGAACGUCUCGGCUUUGGCGACGCUUACCUUCGCACCAUUGCAAAGCGUCGCGGCAAAGGCAUUGUGGUCAUCCGUGAGAACUGCUAUGGCUGGAAGGGCCCAUGGGCUACAAGGUCUGGGUGGCAGCGGAUCUCGGAUUGCUUCACGGGCGUGGCUUGGGGCAUGGGGGAGUUUCUUGGUCUGAAUGAACCUGUGGUGCCUCUUCUCCCCAAAUCAGACUACCAGACUGGCCUUGCAGGGAUUAUCGGUAUCCUAUCUGCAAUCCAUCAAAGAUCAAAGAUAGGUGGAAGUUACAACGUUGAUGUAUCUCUGACCCAAUUUAACCAGUUUCUCUUGGGGCUCGGAAAGCAUUCCGCCCAGGUGCAGCAACACUUGAAGAACCUGCACCCGGAUUUGAACGUUCGACACUACGACGACAUGUUGAGUCUUACUGAGAAGUUUAUGCGCACGGCAUACGGCAACACACCACGGCUAUUCAACUCAAAAUACUUCGAUGAGACCCCGAGUCGCUUUAAUGGCCUUGAAGGCCAGACAGAAACACUGACAUAUGUGGGCCCUGCUGCGACUUACGAUGUCACCAAACUCCAUUAUGAUAUUGGUAGUUGUUUUUUGGACACAUAUCCUCCUGAAUGGCCGGCCGAUGCAUUCGAGCGCAAAUAG
This is a messenger RNA of Fusarium tjaetaba, 1686 nucleotides long. RefSeq names its product CAIB BAIF family enzyme. NCBI's taxonomy places the organism in Eukaryota, Fungi, Ascomycota, Sordariomycetes, Hypocreales, Nectriaceae. The transcript has a single exon. Gene Ontology annotation, molecular function: catalytic activity. Bases 1 to 1686 code for a protein of 561 amino acids. The record is from RefSeq and is a predicted model, not a curated record.